Tyto alba (common barn owl) is the source of this 2366-nucleotide messenger RNA. It is a transcript of the gene BSG, whose product is annotated as basigin (Ok blood group). Gene Ontology annotation, biological process: axon guidance; homophilic cell-cell adhesion; dendrite self-avoidance. The record is from RefSeq and is a predicted model, not a curated record. The coding region runs from base 64 to 1215 and encodes 383 amino acids. The transcript has 9 exons. NCBI's taxonomy places the organism in Eukaryota, Metazoa, Chordata, Aves, Strigiformes, Tytonidae. Gene Ontology annotation, cellular component: axon; plasma membrane. Gene Ontology annotation, molecular function: cell-cell adhesion mediator activity.
CCGCCGUGACCCGGCGCGGCGCUUAUAGCGGGCGGCGCGGCGCGGCGCGGGGCGCAGGCGGAGAUGGCGGCGGGGUUGCGCGGCUUCUUGGCGCUGCUCCUCCUCGGCGGGCUGCCCGCCGGCGUUGCGGGGACAACUGGUUUUAUAAAGUCACCGCUGUCUCAAAAGAGACUGACUCAGGACAGCGUCGAGUUGUACUGCGAGGCGAUUGGUAAUCCUAUCCCUGAGAUCCAGUGGUGGUUUGAGGGAAAUGAGCCAAAUGAGACCUAUGCUCAGCUCUGGGAUGGCGCACGGCAGGACCGUGUCAAAAUCAACGCCACCUACAACCUGCACUCUACCAGUACCAUCUACAUCGCAAACCUCACAAGCGACGACUCGGGCAUGUAUGAGUGCCGGGCUAGCAACGACCCUGACCGCAACCACUUGUCGAAGAGCCCCAAAGUCAAGUGGAUCCGUUCCCAGGCGAACGUUUUUGUCAUCGAACGUCCAGAUGUCAAAAUUCACAUAAACAAUUCUUCUGACAUGGUGAUCCUCACCUGUAACAUGACUGGGACUUACCCUGCCAUCCAGGGUCACGAAUGGAUGCAUUGGGGCGAGAUAGUUCAAACCGACGCGGACUCAAGUGCUUCCACCAGUUACAUAAUCAAGGGGAAGAUAGAAGACCACUCUGGCAUCUAUGAAUGUGUCUACAAAACAAGCCCAGAGGUAUCAGUACAAGUGAACGUUUCAGUUCCACCCCAAGUGAUUGCAUACAAGAAGUCUGAGCAUGGGAAUGAGGGGGACACUGGUGUGCUGACUUGCAAGAAUCCCUCUUUCCCCCCUGCCACCUCUUGGGUCUGGUACAAAAAUGGUCAAGGGCCCAUCAUCAAUGGUUCUGGUCGAUACAUAAUCAAGUCCAGUGGCAACAAGACGGAGUUACGUAUUCUUAAACUGAAUAUUGAGGAAGAUACAGGUGACUACCGCUGCAAUGCCACCAACUCUCACGGCUUUGGUGACGCUAUGGUAAACCUGCGCGUACGCAGCCGCCUGGCAGCACUCUGGCCCUUCCUGGGUAUUGUAGCAGAAGUCCUCGUUCUUGUCACCAUCAUCUUCAUCUAUGAGAAGAGGAGGAAGCCAGAUGAAGUUCUUGAUGAUGAUGAUGGAGGUUCUGCACCACUGAAAAGUAAUGCCACAAACCACAAGGACAAGAAUGUCCGCCAGAGAAAUGCUAACUAAGAGCAGGGCCCGGGUGACAUGUAGAUGAAGAACUCAUCUGGACAAUUUUGGUUUUCUUCUGAUUUUUUUUUUUGGUAAAAUAGCACCAUGAAAUAUUCUAGUGCAUCCUUGCGAUUCAGUUAAUUCACUUUCUAAAGAAACUUAUGAUGUAGAAUCUAAAAUACACUUUUUUUUUAAAAAAAAAGAGUUAUGGGAGGGUUUUUCUACCUGUAAAUGUAAAUCCCAUGUUUCUGGUAGUCUAGGUCACUGGCUGUCUCUGUCCUAGGUUUCUUUGUGUUGGUACAGACGGGGUGGGUGGGAGUACAACUUAUUUCUUCCUUGCCUCUGGGAAGAACAGGGUGUGUUGGGGAGGGCCGCUCUGAAAUGCCUUCCUUGCCCCACCUCAGUGUUUGAGGCCACUCAAGGAGCUGUGGACAAGACCUGACCAGGCAGUGCAAUGUGCACAGCUCCUUGUGCUGCUCGGUGGGAUGUGGCUGGUGUGGCUCGUGGUCCCAGCAGGUCUGUUCCCCUGCCCUCUUGGUGUGGGGCAGGGAGAAACUGCCUGGGUGACCAUCUGGGGAUGACCUGAUCUGACCGAGGGGUUUAGGAAGGUGUUUCUGUGUCUUCCCCAUGCGUCACCUGGAGCAAGGCUGCACCUUUUCCAGCAUGGGAGCAGCACGUAUCCUGUAAGCCACAGGGCCAGGGCCACCAGGCAUGUCUGCCGCGGCUCCUGGGGAGGAGCGGGCGAAGGAUGCUCCUGGGUGUGAGCUGCACCACCCUGACCCCCACCCAGCACCAUUCCCAGGGCCGGGCACAUUCCCAAUCUGUUCUCCAGAGCUGUUCUUAGUCACUCAGACAACCAGGAGGCAGCGUCAGAACUGGACACGGGAUGGAUAUGAUUGAUCUUAACUUACUAGCAACCCAUGAAUGCUAUGGUGGGGGAUAGGGGCAGAGUGAACCAGGGGUGGGGGGGAGUUUAGGUGGUGCGGGGCGGGGGGUGCAGUUUAACAGCAUGUGUUCUUGUGCUUGAGCCAUUGUGAUGUUUGCGUGACAGGAGCCUGAGAGCGAACACUCAGUGGAGUCUAAUACCUUUAUUUCUGGGUAGCAUUGAACUGUUCCAUCUGUUAACACACUUCACAAAUAAAGAUGAUUCCUCUUUUUUUUUUUUUUUU